AUGUUGCUGCGUGCUACGAUUUACUUCUCUUCUGCCUCCCUGCUCUUCAGGAUAUCAAAAUUAGCUCUUCAGUCACCUAUUGCAUUGUCUUUUUCGCUGGCCUUGAGCAUUUUCAUCUCUCUAAGCAUCCUAUUGUUCAAAUUAAUCUGGUCUGCAUAUGUAUUCCGCUCCUUUCGCCUUCACAGCAGCUGCAUCAGGAGGGAAUAUAUUGGGAAACCAUUUCUAUUUCCUGCAAAGCUCUCCCAUGCUCGUCGGUUUCCCGUGGCCGAGCGCUAUAACUACUGGUACGAUUACUUCAUGAUAGGUAUCCCAGUGGGGCUCCGUGGUCGUGUCGGCAACCUCUUAUCCAUUGAUAAUACACCUUCGAAGGAAAGAUGGUGGCAGAGGUGCUGGUUCACGAUUGAUGCAGGAUACUAUCUUGACCCCGGUAGUGGGGAACGCAGCCUGGAAGAGAAAUUGCAUUGCUUUCUUCGAUCAGAGAACCUAAACCCAAACGAUUACCCAUAUGCCUAUCUCCUCAGUGUCCCCAGAUUCUUAUGGUGGCAGAAGAGCGCCAUCAACUACUGGUAUCUCUACUCUCCAUCGCGGGAACUAAAGGCAAUGAUCAUGGAAAUCAACAACUCUUUCUACGAGAAACGCAACUUCUUCUUUCCACUCUCCCCGGCUGGCUCGCAAAAAGAUGACCUCCGUGGAGUUUCGCAAGGAGUCACUGCUACAUUCCUAAAUGGGCCCAGCGAACCGCAAGACCUUGUAUUCCGAACAUCUGCCUCAAGGUGCACAAGUUAUAAAGGCGAAUGGGAGAAGAGCAUUUUCGGAUCCCCGUUCGAAAAGGUUGGAGGGUCAAUGCCAGCGAAAUUCUCGGAUAUGUUAAGUGAAGUUCCUCCACGACUGCAAUCUACCCUCAGCUCAGUCAGCCCGGAGGGCCAGAUAAAAGUGACCAGUCGGUUAUCAUCUUGGGGUGAUGCAGUCGAUCCCCUGGAUUCGUCGUCAUGGAAUAUUCUGAAAUUCAUUUUGAGAUGGACGCAUGUAGGCGCCCUCUCAGCACCGCGCAUUGUCAAAGAAGCUCUGAAGGUCCGGUUCAGAGGAGGAUUGAAGUAUUUGCAGCGGCCUGAAGUCAGAAAGGGAAGUAUAGCACGGAAAGAAACUCCAAUCGAAAGAUCCUUAGAACUAAUCUUCCGCGAAUACCUCUCCCAGCUCAUCAAACACUGCGACACCCCCCUCACAUUGAGAUAUACUCCUCCCAAAACCAUCAGCUUUGAGCCGAUCACCUUCCAUUCUCCUAUUCCACCAACCUCUCAUCCUCGACCAAUUCUCGAGAUCUGUCCUAUCACACCUCGAUUCUUCACAAGUAUCACACAAUAUCAGACCGCCAAACAGGGAUUCCUGACAGAAUGUAUGCCAUGCACCACAGAAGCCGACGAUACAUCCUCGCGUCUCUACGUCUCGGAUUGGUUCUUAUUGAGUGAUUUACUUGAUCGUGCCACACCUACCCUGGAUGAUACUCUGGACUGCAAGACCAGCACACCUGGAUUCCGAUCCCGAUGGAAAUGCGCUGCUGCCAAUCACCUCAUCCCCUGGGUGCGUCGGUUGUCAGCAUCCGAGACAACGUUCAUGGCUCGGUUUGCAUCGUUGAACUGUCCAGCGGAUACAUAUUGGAUGUAUCGAAAAUGUGUAUCUCAUCAUCUGUUGUCCCUGAUGCUGCCGAUUGAGUCUCAGGCGGUGGUACAGUUAUGCUUUAUCACGAUGAGGAUGUUGCUACUUCAUGCGGUGUUGGAUAUUGCUGUGCGAAUGACUGGAAUUGGUUUUUGGAUGAAACAUCUGGGUAUAGGCUCGGUGUCUGGUUCUGUUGUUUAUGCUGGAUGGGAUCUGUUGGAAACCUACGUCGGGAAGUACUACCUGAAUCCGUUUGGAUGGGGGGAAGGAUUGUGA
Messenger RNA from Aspergillus sclerotioniger CBS 115572, 1929 nucleotides. RefSeq lists its product as uncharacterized. The record is from RefSeq and is a predicted model, not a curated record. The coding region runs from base 1 to 1929 and encodes 642 amino acids. Lineage: Eukaryota; Fungi; Ascomycota; Eurotiomycetes; Eurotiales; Aspergillaceae. The transcript has 3 exons.